Pseudocercospora fijiensis CIRAD86 is the source of this 303-nucleotide messenger RNA. RefSeq lists its product as uncharacterized. Gene Ontology annotation, biological process: mitochondrial electron transport, NADH to ubiquinone. The record is from RefSeq and is a predicted model, not a curated record. Bases 1 to 303 code for a protein of 100 amino acids. NCBI's taxonomy places the organism in Eukaryota, Fungi, Ascomycota, Dothideomycetes, Mycosphaerellales, Mycosphaerellaceae. The transcript is spliced from 4 exons.
AUGGCAGCCCGCACCCAAGUCCUCCACCUCUACCGCCGCUCCCUCAAACUCUCCCUCGACUGGGCCGUCCACAGAUACAUCUGGCGCGGCCAGGCCAUGUACAUCCGCGAACUCUUCGAAGCGAACAAGCACGUCACGCAACCCAGACAGCAGAGGUUAUUGAUCGAGCAAACGGAAGAGUUAUUGGAGAAAUGGAAGCAUCCGGAUCCUUAUCGACCACCCACUGCUCCUGGUGGAAGCAAAUAUGAGCGGAAUUUGCCUGCUCCUAUCUUGGAUCCACCGCCGCCACAAUUUCAUUUAUAG